Molecule: messenger RNA, 1509 nt
Organism: Oldenlandia corymbosa var. corymbosa
Lineage: Eukaryota; Viridiplantae; Streptophyta; Magnoliopsida; Gentianales; Rubiaceae
Source: the annotation of a GenBank genome assembly
AUGGAGUGUGAAAAUUUUGAUCUCGAAAACCCUUUACCAAUCUCAGAUGAUUCAUUAUCAGUCAAUGAAUCAAGACCAUACUCUCUGCUCUUCAGCAUUGAGGAUGAUUACAUUCCCUGUAAUAAAUACAGUCAAGAAUGUCAUCCGCAUUUAAGACAAGAAACCUUCUCCUCAAUCUUGCAAAUUUCUCAUAAAUCUGAUCGUUUUUCAUCCUACCUUGCCAUCAACUAUCUCGAUCGUUUCCUUUCCUCUCAACCCUUUCUGGAAGGGAGGCCAUGGAUCUUGAGACUUGUUGCGGUUGCCUGUGUUUCAUUAGCAUUGAAGAUGAGAAAAACAGAGUCAGUUUCCAUCAUGGAUUUGCAGAUUAAUGCAGGAGGAGGAUUCAUGUUUGAUUGUAAAACAAUUGAGAAGAUGGAGCUUUUGGUUCUUGGAGCUCUGAAAUGGAGAAUGAGGUCCAUCACACCAUUUUCUUUCAUCAAUUACUUCAUCACAUUGUUCCAAUUCAAAGACCUCCCAUCAAUGCAAGCUCUGAAAUCUAGAGCCACUGAAAUUAUGUUCAAAGCUCAAAAUGAAACCAAGCUGUUGGAGUUCAAGCCUUCAAUCCUCUCUGCAUCAGCACUUCUUUCUGCUUCUCAUGAAUUAUUUCCUCUUCAAUUCCCAUCCUUCAAGGAGUCUAUCCUAAGCUGUUCAUAUGUAAAUAAGGACACAUUCUUAAGGUGUUACAUUAUGACACAAGAUUUAGCAAUGGAAGAUUAUGAAUCUGCAUUAGAAACUGCUUACACUCCAGCAAACGUGCUUGAUUUGCAGUACUCCUCCAGCUCAUCAUCAUCUACCUCACAAAAUGCCGAAAACGGUCUAACUCUUCUUCAUCAAGCUAGCAGCGCAACUGCCUCUGCCAUUACUACGCUUAGGCUGGAGAAGGACUUGAAACGUAGAAAGAUUGAUGGAGCUGAUGACGCAGUUCACAUAUUUCAGGGUCAUACUGAUGAAGUCCUAAGUGUUGCAUGCAGUCCAACUGAUCCUAAUUUAGUGGCUACAGGGGGUAUAGAUGACACAGGAUUUCUCUGGAACAUUUGUCAAGGAGAUUGGGUUUUUGAGUUAAAAGGUCAUAGUGAUUCGGUUUCUACUUUAGGAUUCAGCUUUGAUGGUCAAUUACUUGCAUCCGGAAGCUUUGAUGGACUAGUGAAAGUGUGGGACAUAUCAUCGCAGAAUGUUCUGAAUGAAAAUGAUUGUUUACAGUGGGUUAAGUGGCAUCCAAGAGGACAUUUGGUCUUGGCAGGUUCUGAGGAUUCCUCUGUAUUCUUGUGGAAUGCUGUCAGUGAGCUUCUCCUUAACAUGUUUUCUGCGCAUAAUACCACUGUUACUUGUGGCGAUUUCACCCCAGAUGGACAUACUUAUCACACUGAAGGAUUGACAUGCUUGAGUUUAAGUUCUGAUUCCACCCUUGCUCUUACCGGUUCAAGUGACAGCUCAGUUCAUCUAGUGAACUUGAGAACAGGAAAAGUUUGA